Molecule: messenger RNA, 1060 nt
Organism: Schistosoma spindalis
Lineage: Eukaryota; Metazoa; Platyhelminthes; Trematoda; Strigeidida; Schistosomatidae
Source: the annotation of a GenBank genome assembly
AAUGGCAUGGCUACGUAAAGCCGGGUUAAUCAAAUAUGGGUCUUGAUUAUUACCAGUUACUAAAUAUACCUCGAAGUGCUGACCAUGCAGAGAUAUGCAAGGCUUACCGAAGACUAGCUUUACGCUAUCAUCCUUGCUGCGCCCAACCUGGAGAAGACUUUAGUGAAUGCUUUUCGGCCAUCUCAGAGGCCUACGAUGUCCUGUCAGACUUAAAAAGGAAGGCAAUUUAUGACCGAUUUGGAGAAGAAGGUUUGAAAGGUGGUGCACCAAUUAAUUCAGAAUGGACGAAGCCCUAUGUAUAUCAUGGAGAUGCACACAAAACGUUCAUGUCUUUCUUUGGAACAGAUAAUCCUUUCAACCGAUUUCAGGAAGAAAUGGACUCACAAGUUGAACAUAACUUCGGAGGUUUUAACGGUCGUGGUCGUCCUCAUCAAGACCCACCAAUUGAACGUGAAAUGUCUCUGACCCUCGAAGAGAUCUACAAUGGAUGUACUAAAAAGAUGAAGAUUUCCCGCCGAAUAAUGAAUGAAGACGGACACACAAGUAGCAUCAAGGAUAAAAUACUUUCAUUGACUGUUUUUCCUGGAUGGCAUGAAGGCACUCGUAUCACGUUUCCCAAGGAAGGUGAUCAAGGUCCAAAUACAAUUCCAGCUGAUAUUGUAUUUAUUUUACGUGAUCAUCCACAUAAACAUUUUAAGCGUGAAGGAACUGAUUUAAUAUUUACUUCACCAGUGCCAUUGGGCCAAGCUUUAUUAGGUUGUAUUGUAGAUGUCCCUACAUUAGACGGAAGGUUGUUACAUGUUCCAAUCACGGAAAUCAUUCAUCCCAACUAUGAAAAAGUAGUGCCAGGUGAAGGCAUGCCACUACCUGAUAAUCCAGAGAAGAAAGGAGAUUUACGAAUUCGAUUCAAUAUUCAAUUUCCAAAAAAAUUAAGUGGCGAUCAGAAGUUAAAUAUUGAAAGAGCAUUUUUUGGAUAAUUUUACUGUUCUUAGACAAUACUAUUUUUAUCAUUUUGAAGUCAUAGUAGACACUCAUGGAUAUAUAUAUAUAUAUAUAUAUA